Molecule: messenger RNA, 1411 nt
Organism: Sorghum bicolor (sorghum)
Lineage: Eukaryota; Viridiplantae; Streptophyta; Magnoliopsida; Poales; Poaceae
Product: S-norcoclaurine synthase 1
Exons: 3
Coding region: 95-1213 (372 amino acids)
Source: RefSeq, a predicted model, not a curated record
AACAUAAGCGUCAUCAGCAGGUCUUGAAAAGAAGUCUAAACGAAGGAGGAGGAGCAGGAGCUCAUGUGGUAGGAAGGAGCAAAUUAAAAUAACAAUGGCGGACGCAGCAAGAGGCAUGGGGUCUCCAUCUCUCCCGGUGGCUAACGUGCAGGCGCUUGCCGAGACCUGCAACACCGGAGUUGACGAGCCGGUCCCCUGGAGAUACCUCAGCAAGGAUCCUACCGCGGAGGAGGUCGUAGCCGCCGACGACAGCGCUUGCGCGAUUCCGGUCAUCGAUUUCCGUAAGCUGCUUGAUCCGGAGUCGUCGUCGUCGGAGUGCGCCAGGCUGGGAUCCGCAUGCCACCACUGGGGAUUCUUCCAGCUCAUAAACCAUGGAGUUCCGGAUGAGGUGAUUGCAAAUCUGAAGAAAGACGUAGUCGGGUUCUUCAAGCAGCCGCUGGAAGCCAAGAAGGAAUGCGCACAGCAAGCUGACAGCCUUGAAGGCUACGGCCAGGCCUUCGUCGUCUCUGAGGAUCAGAAGCUGGACUGGGCAGACAUGCUCUACCUCAUUGUGCAGCCGAGGGAGUCGAGGGACAUGCGCUUCUGGCCGACACGCCCUGCAUCCUUCAGGGACUCCGUGGACUCGUACUCCAUGGAAGCUUCGAAGCUAGCGUACCAGCUGCUGGAGUUCAUGGCCAAGGGCGUGGGCGCCGCCGACGACGACGACGACCCGGCGGCGUCGCUGCGACUGCAAGGCGUGUUCCAAGGGCAGGUGCGGGGCAUGCGGGUGAACUACUACCCGCCGUGCCGGCAGGCGGCGGACAGGGUGCUGGGCCUGUCGCCGCACACCGACCCCAACGGCCUCACGCUGCUGCUGCAGAUGAACGACCACGACGUGCAGGGGCUGCAGGUCAGCAAGGACGGCAGGUGGUUCCCCGUGCAGGCGCUCGACGGCGCCUUCGUUGUCAACGUCGGUGACGCGCUCGAGAUCGUGAGCAACGGAGCGUUCAAAAGCGUUGAGCAUAGGGCCGUGAUACACCCAACCAAGGAGCGGAUUUCGGCGGCGCUGUUCCACUUCCCCGACCAGGAUCGGAUGCUUGGUCCUCUGCCGGAGUUGGUGAAGAAAGGCGACAGAGUGCGGUACGGAACAAGAAGUUACCAAGAUUUCUUGAAGCAAUACUUCACUGCAAAGCUGGAUGGAAGGAAGCUCAUAGAGAGUUUCAAGUUAGAGUAGUAAAAACGACUCUAUACAUAUCAUUGGAGAUUGGAGAUGGAAGGAGAUUGACGACCUCUCUCAACUCCAACAAUAAAUAAAUGAUCUUGUAACGACUAGCUCAAUAUAUUCAGCCUUGAACUGGGUACUGUUUGGUUCUCUCUAAAAUGUAACGCAACCUCGGGUAUAUGCAAUUAUAUAUGCAUUAUAUUACCGUUA